Molecule: messenger RNA, 2109 nt
Organism: Lycium ferocissimum
Lineage: Eukaryota; Viridiplantae; Streptophyta; Magnoliopsida; Solanales; Solanaceae
Exons: 12
Coding region: 51-1364 (437 amino acids)
Source: RefSeq, a predicted model, not a curated record
UAUUGUACUACUUUACUCUGCUUCUUCUUGGACUGGUUUACUGUUUCUUGAUGUUUAUCUCAGCACCUUCAUCAUCAAUCUCCAUCGGUCCUUCGCAUUGUUUCACAUGUCAUGCUGAUGGAGUUGGUUGCUCAGCAUCAUUUGGAGCUACAAGCAGUUGGAUCAAACCAUCACAUGAGGUUCAGAGAUUCUCUGAUCAUUCAGGUAUAAGUUUCAGGACUGAGAAUCCUUUCUUCGGAGCUGCACAAUUGCAUUGGCUGCCUGUAGGACAUGAGAUUAGCCUUUCAAGACUUUCAGUUGCAGCAGAUUACCCAGAUUCUGUUCCUGAUUCCUCUAACUAUGUUGGCAAUAGUGGCUAUCACCCUCUUGAAGGAAUACGGGACCAUAGAAGAGUUCGUGAUACUGAACUCACAGCUGCUGAAACAGCAAGGACAACUGUUGAGGCUAAUAGCAAUGCUUUGUUGAUAUUUCCUGGCAUGGUUCAUUGUGAACCUCACGAACAAGUGUCAUGGGCAGAAUUUCAGUACGUGAUUGAUGAAUUUGGAGACAUAUUUUUUGAAAUUUAUGAUGACAAGAAUAUCUUGCGAGAUCGUGAUGCAAGUAAUCCCGUGAAUGCAUUGAUUGGAAUGGAUUUCUCCCAAUACGAGAAGAGGAGUACAGAAUCACCUGACGACAUCAAUUUAGUAGGUGAUUCUAUUGAUGAUACUUAUAUCUUCGACAAUUACUUAGAGUUUGAAGAUUCUGAGAUGUCCGACUAUCAGGUUGAUUGGGGAAUGCCUGAUAGUUCAAGCACGUUGCACCCAGUUUAUUUUGCGAAGUGCUUGACUAAGGCUGUUCACAUGAAGCAUGCUAAGAUGAUGGAUCAUCCAUCAAAUGGCAUUUCAAUUUGGGGACGCCUCAAGCCUGCCUUUCUGGAAGAAGAAUAUUACGUGCGAAGGCUCUUCAGUGAUGAUGAAGUUAGUGAUGGCUACACCUCGGAUUGGAAAGACGGAGAAACUUUGAGCUUUAGUUCUAGCUAUGACAAGAGCUGCAAUUUGUCGACUAUUUACAGAUUGGAAAUCAUCAGAAUCGAUCUAUUUUCUGUUUAUGGUUCUCAGUUAGCAGUAAGUUUGCAUGACUUCCAGGAUGCUGAACCCGACAGUCUUGUACAUUCAGCUCCAACAAUUGUAGAGUGGUUUAGGGAGCAAGGAACGAGGUGCAAAUAUGCACUUAAAGCUCUAUGCAGAAAGAAAGGACUCCAUGUUGAGAGAGCAAAUUUGAUUGGAGUUGACAGUCUUGGCAUGGAUGUCAGAGUUCUCUCGGGAACGGAAGUAUGGACUCAUCGAUUCCCCUUCAAAGUUAGGGUAAGCAAUAGAAAAUGCUAAUGUGAAGUGUGUUACUUGGAAUACACGGCCCAUGACACAUGAUAGAGCACUUUUUCUAGACAUAUAGCGUGUUUGGGCAACAACAUACCCAGUGUAAUCCCACACGUGGGGGCUGGGGAAAGUAGGAUGUACGGACAUCUUACCCCUACCUUUGUGGGAUAGAAAGGCUGUUUCCGAAAUCUGCUUAAUUUGUAAAGUGUUUUCUUAUCAUAAGUGCUUCUCGAAAAAGUACUUUUGGAGAGUAGAAAUUCGUGUUUGACUAAUCACUUUGAGAAGUACUACUGUCAAUAUUAGAGUAUUAAUUGUGCUUGGCUAACGUUCCAUAAGUGCUUCCGGGGAAAAGCUAUAUUUUUAUUUUCUGCUACUACCCAAAAGCACUUAUAUUUUUCUUAAAAGUUUGGCCAAACACAUCAACUUUCUAAAAUAACAUUUUCAAAAAAAGAAAAAAAAAAGCACCUUUUGCUUCCCUAAAGCUUGGCCAAACAGGCUAAUAAUCCGGGUCAUGGUGUUGGCUAACUUGACAAGGCUAACGUCUACCUAAAUAUUAUUUUUCUGUUAUAUCAAUCUUUCUAUAUAAGCAAAGUUUAUGCAAAGCUUAAAACUAACCUACUACCAUCCAAUUUGUCUGUGGGACAAUUGUUGUAGUAAACCUCCUUACUGAUUACUCGGGUAGGAGAGAGCAAAAAGAUGGUGUCUCUACUAUUCUCAUGAGCUUAAAAUUACUAUGGAUUGCUCAAUGACAAUG